Cryptomeria japonica (Japanese cedar) is the source of this 4138-nucleotide messenger RNA. RefSeq names its product kinesin-like protein KIN-7L. The transcript is spliced from 20 exons. Gene Ontology annotation, molecular function: microtubule motor activity; microtubule binding; ATP binding. Gene Ontology annotation, biological process: microtubule-based movement. Bases 428 to 3646 code for a protein of 1072 amino acids. Lineage: Eukaryota; Viridiplantae; Streptophyta; Pinopsida; Cupressales; Cupressaceae. The record is from RefSeq and is a predicted model, not a curated record.
CUAGAAACCACUUCCCCACUAAUGGGACCAUAGCUGGAUUAUCUGUACCUUUUGUAACAGUUUCAAUGCAUAGCACUAACUUUUGAGUUUGAAAAUUAAGGCGGGCACUUUAAGGCUGCGUCAAAAUUUGAAAUACAUCAUCCGUUCUUUUUAUAUUCUUCGUCCUCUGCGCUGCACUUUGCUGCAUCUGUCAAACCAUAAAUUCCAACACUUAUAAUCCUUCAAACCCUAGUCAAUGUUUGCUAAGCACCGAAAUGCAGCUCAAUCUGAACAUUUCUUAGAAAUUCUUGCAGAAGAAGUGGUUUCUGAAUUAUUUUCGGAAGACUGGCAUUCAUUUUGAUUCGAAGCAAUCAAGCGGCUUUGACACAUACGUGCGAGGGUUGUCGAAAUUUUACCCACAUUUCUGAAGUUCUUUGGUUAGUGAAAAAUGGAGAGGAUUUGCGUGGCGGUGCGGGUUCGACCUCCGACAAAAGAGGAACCAGUGAAAGGAAACUAUUGGAGGGUGGAAGACAACCAAAUUUCGCUUCAUAAUGCUCUAGGGACUCCAAUAUCUGGCUAUUCUUAUGCAUUCGAUCAUGUUUUCGGAUACGACUCAAAAAACAGAAGCAUUUACGGGGUUCACACAAAGGACCUCAUUGAGGCAGCCGUUAAUGGCUUUAAUGGCACUGUUUUCGCAUAUGGGCAAACAAGCAGCGGGAAGACCUACACCAUGCAAGGAUCCCCUGAGGAUCCUGGCAUUAUCCGCCUUGCUGUGUACAAUGUUUUUAAAAAUAUUGAGCUUAUAACUGAUCGGGAGUUUUUGAUUCGAGUUUCAUACAUGGAGAUUUACAAUGAAGAGAUCAAUGACUUACUUGCUCAUGAAAACCAAAAACUCCAAGUUCAUGAGAACUUAGAGCGUGGUAUAUUUGUUGCAGGUUUAAGAGAGGAAAUUGUAAAUAGCCCAGAUCAAGUAUUUGAGCUUGUUGAGCUAGGAGAAGUACAUAGACAUGUUGGGGAGACAAACAUGAAUGCUAGAAGUAGCAGGUCUCAUUCAAUUUUCAGGAUGGUCAUAGAAAGCAGAGUGAAGGAUGCUGAGAGAAAUGGGAGUUCAUAUGACAAGGACGCCGUCAGAGUUUCUGUUUUGAAUUUGGUAGAUUUGGCUGGUUCUGAGCGAGUUGCUAAGACUGGAGCAGGUGGAGUCCGUCUCAAAGAAGGAACUCACAUUAAUAAAAGUUUGAUGAGUCUUGGUACUGUAAUCAAUAAGCUUAGUGAAGGCGGUGGAAAACAAAGAGGACAUAUUCCCUAUCGUGACAGUAAGCUGACUCGCAUCCUACAGCCAGCUUUAGGUGGGAAUGCCAAGACUGCUAUAAUUUGUACUAUUGCACCUGAAGAGAUUCAUACAGAUGAAACACGUGGAACCCUUCAAUUUGCAAGCAGAGCUAAACGAGUCACAAAUUGUGCAAAAGUCAACGAGAUAAUGACAGAUGCUGCCUUGCUAAAACGCCAAAAGAAGGAGAUUGAAGAAUUGCGUAAAAAGCUGCAGGGAUCACAUUCUGGAGUCCUAGAACAGGAAAUUCUAAAACUACGCAAUGAUAUGCUCAAGUUUGAACUAGAAAGGGAAAAACUGGCUAUGGAACUUGAGGAGGAAAGAAAGGCACAAUUGGAACGUGAUCGUCGUAUCAUGGAGCAGCAGCAAAAGAUAGAAAACCUUAGUACCCUGGUUAUCAACUCGGAUCAAGAUAGGAACUCAUACAAGUUAAACAGCUGUGAUCAUAGUUUUCCUCCUCGACGGAGCCUGGAGAGUUUGAAUCAGGAAGGGAGAUCGACAAAGAACGGCUGCAGGGAAGGUUCACUGGGCCGUCGUGUUACUUUAAGAAAGGAGAAGUUUCAGACUCCUACUUUUGAGUCCGUAUUAGAUGGCUCUUCUGAGAAGCCACAUAGUUUUUCAAGACUUCCAGAUGGGAGUCCUCUUCCUUCUGAUUUUGGUAAUGUAGCAGAUGAAGAUAUGUGGAUGAAUAUGAAUAAAGGACAUGUGACAGCUGAGCUGGAUUUUUUUCAGUCCACUCCUAAUCGAAAUCAUUCUUCUGUGCCAAGCUACAUGUCUUCAGUUCAUGGCAUUGUUGAAGAAUACCAAGGAGAAAUUGAAAGCUUAAAGGAGCAGUUGGAGAAGGCCCUUCAAGAUAAACAAGAAGUUGAGAAAUGUCUUGAAAGUCAACUUAUGUUGAAUGAUGAACUAAAGAUGGUAGUCUCUGAUCUUGAAGAAAUUUCACGGAAGCUGGGUGAAGUUACACCGAAUUGCAAAGAAGAUCAAAAGGGAUCGUCAUCAUUUUUUCAGGCCCCUUUUCCUCAAGAAAAGUCUGUUAUUGGUGCAUGCGUAUCAGCUACAGAAGCAGAAGAUAAUGAUUUUUCAAGUUUGAAGGCAAAAUUUACGAAGUUCGUAAAUCUGUUUGAUUGGUAUAAAAAAGAGAAUUCUGAACUCCACCAACAAUGCCAGAUGCUUAAUAAACAAUUAAAUCAUGCUGUAGCAUCUCUAGUUCUAACCACUGACAGCUGUACUGAGAAGGAAAUCAGAAGUGUUCAGAAUAAGGAACAUGUGUAUGGCACAGAUUUUACAGGGCUCAAGGUUUCAAAAGAAUGUCACACAGCUACAUCCUUUUUGCAAUCAGCUGAUAGUAGUUCAAGAAUAUUGCCAGUACCUUUGAGUGGCAGGUUAAGACAGAUUUCCAGUAAAGUUUGCAAAAUGGAAAAUGACUUGGGUGGAAUUCCUUUCAUAAAUGUUGAUGCAUUAUGUUCACAUAUUGAGAAUACAUUUUGUCAUCUUCCAGCAGAUGAUUUGUCAGAUUCAAAGUCAGCUAUCAAUUUUAUUAUGCAAAUACAGUGCAAAGAAUCUGAUAAGCUAGAGGAUGGUAAUUUAUUUGUGGACGUGGAAGGGGAAAACAAUAAGAGAAAUCAAUGUGACGAGAAUGUUCAAAAUAAGGAAUGCUUGGAAUAUGACUCGAAAAUUAUUUGUGAUGAGGUCUACGAUAGGAAAUCAACAAACAUGUACUCUGGAAUCGCUAAUGUUAUCCUUCUUGCUAAAUGGCUUGUUGAAGAAUUCAAGAGUCUGGCACCUGAUCACAAUUGUUUUGUGUCUAACUGUAUGCAAAUGAAUCCAGCAACAGGCAAGCUCUUCAAAGGGUUGCAGAUCUGCCUGAAGGAGAUUGCUAAAGUUGCUUCUGAAAUUCAUCUGGCAGCCGUUGAAAAGGAACAUUGCAACAGUAAUUCUAACCUAGAUGUGGUAUGUCCUUCGACCGCUCAAAGUGGGGAAAAGGACCUUACCACCCACGGAGAUGUAGUCGACAUUGAAGGGAAUAUUUUCCAAUCAGAAGAGUCUAUGAAUUUAUGGGAAAGGCUAAAAAUGUCAGCAGAACAUGUUUCAUCUCUUGAUAAUAAGCUUGCUUUGUUGAAUAUAGAGAAGGAUGCGAUUUCAAAAGCUCUGGAGAAUGAACUUAGCAGGCAAGAGAAAAAACAGCUUGAUAAAAGAUUUAGCGAGUUACUUGUACACGAACUUAGCCAAUUGAGCGCAGCAAUGGCAGGAAGGGAUGCUGUGUUUGCAUCAAUUUGUUCUGGAAUCAGGGAGUUUGAGGACAACUUAGAGAAUAGAAGAUCAUUUAGUUUACUAUCAUAAUUCUGUUUGUUUGUUCAUCGUGCUUGAACAUAAGUUCAUGGUCGUUGGUAGUGCUACGACAGCACACAUUUCUAUCCGUUUGACGUAGUUGCUGACCCCUUUCAACAGGGGCUGGGACUGUCGGCACAUUCAUAUGAACUUUCUUUCAAAUUUCAUGGUACUGAAGACAGGUCCAGUACCAUCCAUUGAACCCACUGAUUUACAUUAUAUUCCUUGGUUGAUUGCAAGAAAACGCUGAGUGAAAGCAGUUAUUAUCAAAUUGAUGCUGACGGGAGUUGUAAUUUGAUAUCUGUAACAUAAAAUGAUUUGAUUGGGGUUGGAGUUCUGACAAAAAACAUUGUUGUGUGUAUUUAUAUUUUCCAGCCUAUUUGGUGGAAAAAUUGGAAGGUGCUUCCUUUCAGACCUUCACAUUUUGCAUUUUCUGAUGUUUGUGGAGACUAACAUAGUAGAAUCAAAAUAGCGUUAUAUAAAUUGGGACACGUGCUUUUAGCC